ACCGGGCACAUCGAGCGGCUCGCUGAGCAGACAGCAGCAACCAAACACCGGGCACAUCGAGCGGCUCACUGAGCAGACAGCAGCAAACCGGGAGAAACGUGGGAGCCACGAGCACUCCAGGAGCCGAGAGUUAUUGUUCUUUACCGGCGGGAUGGUGUCAGUGAUGGCACAGUUCCCCCUGGUAGUGACAACUCAGGUUGACCUGGUCCUGGUUCUGGUCUCCUUGCUGGCCCUCUGGACCAGACUGAGUUACCUGAGCUACCCCAACGCUGUGGUGUUUGAUGAGGUCUACUACGGUCAGUUUGUGUCUCUCUACAUGAAGAGAGUCUUCUUCAUCGAUGACAGCGGGCCGCCGCUCGGUCACACGAUACUGGCCCUCGGAGCGUACCUGGGAGGAUUUGAUGGAAACUUUGUGUGGAACAGAAUUGGAGCAGAGUAUCCCAGCAGUUUGAGUGUGUGGAGUCUGCGUUUUCUGCCGGCUCUGUGUGGAGCGCUCUGUGUUCCUCUCGUCUACCUGUUGACUCUGGAGCUGAAGUUCUCUCACCUGUCUGCUUUGGGAGCUUCAGUGCUGCUGCUGCUGGAUAACUCUCUGAUCGUGCAGUCCCGCUUCAUGCUGCUGGAGUCGCUGCUCAUCUUCUUCGUGCUGCUGUCCUUCUUCUCCUACCUGAGGUUCCACAACUCCUCCCACAGCUGCUUCAGAUACUGCUGGCUGCUGCUGUCUGGAGCCUCAUGUGCCGCGGCGGUAGGGGUGAAGUAUAUGGGCGUGUUCUCCUACCUGCUGCUGGUGGGUGUGGCCUCUCUGCACACCUGGCACCUUAUUGGAGACCAAGCCGUCAGCCAUCUGAGUGUGUGUGUGCAGUGUGUGUGUCGGAUUGUGUGUCUCCUGGUGGUUCCGGUCCUGCUCUACGUCUUCUGGUUCUAUAUUCAUCUCACUCUAUUGGACCGCAGCGGACCACAUGACCAGCUGAUGAGCCCCGCCUUCCAGGCCAGUCUGGAGGGGGGUCUCUCCAGAAUCACUCAGGGUCAGCCUCUGGAAGUCGCUUAUGGUAGUCAGGUGACUUUGAGAAGCUCCGUGUCCCAACCAAUCCCCUGCUGGCUCCACUCGCACAAAGCCAACUACCCAAUCAGGUAUGAAAAUGGGCGGGGCAGCUCUCACCAGCAGCAGGUCACCUGUUACCCUUUCAAAGACGUCAACAACUGGUGGAUCAUUAAAGACCCCGACAGACAGGAGCUGGUGGUCGGCACUCCUCCGCGCCCUGUCCGUCACGGUGAUGUCAUUCAGCUGGUCCAUGGGAUGACAUCACGCUUCCUCAACAGUCAUGACGUAGCAGCUCCCAUGAGCCCUCACUCUCAGGAAGUGUCGGGUUACAUCAACUUCAACGUUUCCAUGGCAGCACAGAACCUGUGGAGAGUGAACCUUCCUCACCGGGAGGCGGAAUCAGAGUCCUGGAAAACAAUCCUCUCUGAGGUUCGAUUAGUUCAUGUCAACACUUCAGCUGUCCUCAAGCUGAGUGGUGUGUCUCUUCCAGACUGGGGUUUCCGUCAGUUGGAGGUCGUUGGGGAGAAACUGUUUAAAGCUCACAGCAGCAGUUUGGGCUGGACCGUCGAGGAGCAUCGUUAUGGAACCAGUCAGGAGCAGAAGGAGAGGGAAGCGGAGCUUCAUUCUCCGACUCAUAUCGAUGUGGAGAGGAAGAUCUCCUUCUGGGCCAAAUUCUUAGAGCUUCAGUGGAAGAUGCUGACGGUUAAACAAGAAGACUCUGAGCACAAAUACAGCUCCUCCCCUCUGGAAUGGGUUACCAUGGAAACCAACAUUGCAUACUGGCUGCAUUCCUCCACCAACGCUCAGAUCCAUUUGAUUGGUAACCCGGUGUCGUGGGGCGUGGCCAUACUCAGCCUGCUAGCUUAUCAGCUGCUGGCAGCCAUUUACCUAGUGAGGAGGAGGCGGGGCUUCAAAGACAUCUCUGAUGGUGUGUGGGCUCAGUUUGUGUGUGUGGGUUGUGUGUGUGUUGGGGGUUGGGUUGUGAAUUUUGUUCCCUUCCUGUUGAUGGAGAAGACUCUCUUCCUGUAUCACUACUUGCCGGCUCUCUGCUACCUGCAUCUGCUAAGCCCCGCCCUGCUGGAGCAUGUACACACUCACCUGCUCAGCAAAGCGACACACCGCCGUGCGCUGUGCGUGUGCGCAUGGAUCGUGCUGACGUCAGUCUUCUUGUCCUACCGGACCUUCUGCCCUUUGACCUACGGCACACCGGAGCUAUCGGCCAAUCAGCUGCAAGCACUCAAGUGGAGGGACUCCUGGGACAUCCUGUACCGUUACCGCUAGACAAAGACAGGCAGACGUCACACGCAUCACUUCCUGUUUCAAUAAGUCUGGUGAAAAUAAACACAUUUCCUUUUCAAA
Molecule: messenger RNA, 2398 nt
Organism: Pungitius pungitius (ninespine stickleback)
Lineage: Eukaryota; Metazoa; Chordata; Actinopteri; Perciformes; Gasterosteidae
Gene: pomt1
Product: protein-O-mannosyltransferase 1
Exons: 20
Coding region: 152-2320 (722 amino acids)
Biological process (GO): protein O-linked glycosylation via mannose
Cellular component (GO): membrane; endoplasmic reticulum
Molecular function (GO): dolichyl-phosphate-mannose-protein mannosyltransferase activity
Source: RefSeq, a predicted model, not a curated record